Molecule: messenger RNA, 1159 nt
Organism: Quercus lobata
Lineage: Eukaryota; Viridiplantae; Streptophyta; Magnoliopsida; Fagales; Fagaceae
Product: zinc finger protein
Exons: 7
Coding region: 439-756 (105 amino acids)
Source: RefSeq, a predicted model, not a curated record
UCCGAGUGUGUCUAGAUGCAAGAUAUUCCCACUAAAGCAAAGAAUCUAAACGCUUUCCCAACCUUGAUUUUCACUCCUGUUUUACCAAAAAACACAGUUCUCGAAUCUUCAAAAAGGAUCUGUCUUCUUACAAAGUUCAACUUCUCCUUCACACUCCACAACACAGUUCAGACUUCAUAGCUUCACACCAAAGUUGAAGUGCAAUGUGGCAAGGACAGAAAGCUAUGGUAUUUUGCUUUCUGUAGAGGUCUUGUACCAUUUAAGAAGUUGUUUCUUGGGCAUGGGGAAUUGUGUUUGAUAGUGAUGAAAGAGCUGUCUGCAAGCCCCAGCAACAGCGAAGUGCAUGCUUUGAAAGCCAAGGGAAAAGACUUGCACUCCUCCUUUACUUUUUGUACAGAGCAGUGAUUUUCAAGGCAAUGUUUGUCGAGUCCAGAGACAAUGGAAACUAAUGGUAGCAGUUCUAAUUCCAAUGAAAGCCAACCUUCAGGAGGAUCAAAUAAUUCUAGCACAGAGAAGCCUAAUGAGAAAGAAAUCUUUGUUAACCACGCUGAGAUAGCUUGGCAUGAGAAAAGAAGAGAAUGGGUUGGGGACCAAUCUCAAAGAUCAAGAAGAACGCCUAGAGAACCAAUAAUGAGCUGGACCACUACAUACGAGGAUCUGCUUUUAUCUACUGAACCUUUUCAGCAGCCAAUACCGUUAGCUGAGAUGGUUGAUUUUUUAGUUGACAUCUGGAAUGAGGAAGGCCUUUAUGACUAAGUUAUUGGAACCUUCUAGUGUUCUUAAGAAUUUUGCACAGUUUUAUUUGUGCGGAUUGAUGAUGAAGCAACCCAUAGGCUAUACAAUUUUUUAUCCCUCAAAUUGAUCUAAUGGUGGUACAGUUGGUUUGCCUGUUCUCAGUUUACACUUUACAUAAGUCAUGCACAGAUAAUUUGGUUUCAGAUGCCAGGUAACAAUUAGAAAAUUAUAGUCUUAGUUUGGUUCCUGUCAACAGCUAAACAUUUGUGUAGUUAACUAAUCAGUUCUGAAGUAAGAUUGCUUCUAAUUUUGGGAAAAUACAUCUCUUGCUUUCAUUGAAAUUCUUUCUUUCUGCAAUGGCAACUGGAGGUGCUCAGAUUAUUCUUUUUUAUGUGUAUUAUAUUCCUCCAAAAGUUCAUUAGAA